Chelmon rostratus (copperband butterflyfish) is the source of this 2713-nucleotide messenger RNA. RefSeq names its product serine protease 35 (gene prss35). Gene Ontology annotation, biological process: proteolysis. NCBI's taxonomy places the organism in Eukaryota, Metazoa, Chordata, Actinopteri, Chaetodontiformes, Chaetodontidae. The transcript is spliced from 2 exons. Gene Ontology annotation, molecular function: serine-type endopeptidase activity. The record is from RefSeq and is a predicted model, not a curated record. Bases 168 to 1442 code for a protein of 424 amino acids.
UUGAAGGAGCGAUGAGGAGAAGGCAGCCGUCGCCGUCUGAGAUGCAGUAACGCGCGUUUGUUUUCUACUGGGAUCAUAUUUGUAUAUUUCUCGGGGAAACAAACAAUACGUUGCGGAUUUAGCAUAUCCAUCAAUCGGAUGCAAGCAGAGCCAGGCCCAACUUAACAAUGGGCCCAAUACCCCUGUGUGUCCUGCUCCCAGUGACGGUGCUAGCUGUGGUGGUGGCUGUUGCUGCUGUGGAGAAUGCAGCGGAUGAUGAGUAUACCUGGCCACAGUGGAAGGUACCUCUGGUAAGAAAAAGACGUACUGUGCCUCUCAGCAGCCCAAACUUCUCAGCCCGUCCUCAGUCGGAGCUGAGUGGGACCUGUGGGAUUGAGUGUCAGCGUCGCCUCCCUGCCACCUCUCUGGAGGACCUGGAGCAGUUCCUGUCCUACGAGACGGUUUAUGAGAAUGGUACACGCACGUAUACCUCGGUUUCUGUGCAGGGCCUCAAUGAGGUCACUGCCUGGUCCAGAAACGUCUCGUCUGGCUCCCGCCACAAACGAGAGGUGUAUGGCACAGAUACCCGCUUCACCAUCUCUGAUAAGCAGUUCUCCACCAAAUAUCCCUUCUCCACCUCUGUGAAGAUCUCCACAGGAUGCUCUGGGGUUCUUGUGUCACCUAAACAUGUGCUGACCGCUGCCCACUGCAUCCAUGAUGGGAAGGAUUAUCUCGAGGGGGUGCAGAAGCUGCGUGUUGGUAUUCUGAAGGAGAAGUCCAGACGAGGGAAAGGAGGUAAAGGGAGAGGAGGUCGAGGGAAGGGAAGAAGGAGAAAGGGAGACAAAGACAAAGAGGAAGUGCAGGAAAAGCAAGAGAACGGUGGGAAAGAGGACCGUAAAGGAAGAGGGAAAGGCAGGAAGAACCGGAGUCGGCGAAGUGUGGAAUCAGGCAAACCUUCUUUUAGGUGGACCAGGGUCAAGCAGACCCAGGUGCCUAAGGGCUGGUUCAAAGGUGUGUCUGACAGACUGGCUGCGGAUUAUGACUACGCUGUUCUGGAGUUGAAGAAAGACCCAAAAGUCAAACACAUGGAUCUGGGUGUUAUCCCUUCACUCAAGAAGCUCCCUGCUGGGAGGAUCCACUUUUCCGGCUUUGAUGACGACCGGCCUGGCAACCUGGUGUACCGGUUCUGUUCCGUCUCCGAGGAGUCCAAUGAUUUGUUGUACCAGUACUGCGAUGCCAAACCCGGCUCCAGCGGCUCUGGGGUCUACAUCCGCCUCAAAGAGCCGGGCAAGAAGAAGUGGAAGAGGAAGAUCAUUGGGGUUUUCUCCGGUCACCAGUGGGUGGAUGUAAAUGGGGACGGGACGCAGCAGGAUUACAACGUGGCAGUGAGGAUAACACCUCUCAAAUAUGCCCAGAUCUGCUACUGGGUCCACGGGGACUCAAGUGAGUGCCAGGUAGCCUAAGACAACACAGGAUCCCCCAUAAACCUCCACCCCUCUUCCAUCCCUCAGACCCACCUCUAUUCAAGGGACACCCUACCUACUCUCACCCCCCCACGUGUCAACACCAAGCAGAGGCCCUAUGACUGCCUCUCCUCUCCCUGCCUCCCUGUUACCUCCUGUGCCUCCCACUGACUCCUGCUACACUGAUCUACACACACACACACACACACACACACAACCUACAAACAGCCAUACAGACUCAGUGCUGACAACAACAGGAGCUCGUCAGCGCAUCAAGAGAACUGUGGCUCAUCAUCUUUUCUAAUUUAUUUGCUAAAAAAACAACUGAGAAAAAAAACCUUGUAUUGUAUGUUAUUUUGGAUCAUUCAGAUGUUUUGCUUUCUGUUUGACUUUUUCUUUUUUCAAAGAUUUGACCUUUUUGGAUACAGAGUUGGAGGGCGUGUAUAUUCCAGAUGUUUGGGAUCAAAGACCCGGUACAUUCAUGUUAUAUUCCAAUUAGGCUUUGUAUGGAGAGGAGUUCAAGUGUUCUCCAUCACUGUAAAGAGGAGCUUCAUUGGCUUUGACAAAAGACCCAGGAGAAAUUAAUCUAACUUUUGUUUUACAAAUGAACUAUAUAGAGAUAUUGAGAUAACUGUUUUUCUAAACUUUUUAAUUGAACAUGCUGGUGUUUUGCAUUGUGUAUAUCUAGAACUUUGUUUUUUUUACAACUACCUUUUUAAAAAAAGACUAUUUUUCUGUCUAAAUAGAGAAAGGGUCCUUAUGGAUCCUGAAUAGAAGGUUUUUCUGCUUUGUGAGUCUCACCAUCUUUUCUCUGUUCUUGCAACACAGUGAAAUGUGGUUUCAUUGUUGUGCACAUAAUUAUAUCGGUGCUUUUCCAGAAGACGUGGUGCUAAUUUAUGGAAUUGUAAACUUUUUUUAUUUUAUUUUUUUUGGCGGUGGGGUGGGAAGGGGCCGUUCUCAGAGCAUAUUUUGAUAGCCUAGUACUGUAACUAUGUAUUUAAUGUGAGGCUACAUAUUUGGGUUGUGUUAAGAUGGGACUGAACCAUUUAACCAUUCACUUGAGCUGUUGAGAUUUCCCUAAUUCAAAGGGUUAAAUAAGAUUACAAAGGCAAUAUUGUUAUAUAAUAACAAAUUUAAAUCUGGGAUGUGAUAUUUUUUAUUUUUCAUGUUGUUUAUGUUCCAAAAAUUCAUACAAAUAUCCUGUUGAAUACCAAAUACCUGAAAUUAAUGAUGCAGAUUGAAGACUACCAACCAUUAAACCAAGAUUACUA